AUGGCGGGAGCAUCAGUGAAGGUCGCAGUCAGAGUGCGGCCAUUCAACUCACGUGAAAUUGGAAAAGAUUCAAAAUGCAUCAUCCAGAUGUCUGGGAACACAACCACAAUUAUCAACCCCAAACAGCCAAAAGAAUCUCCGAAAUGCUUCAGUUUUGACUACUCGUACUGGUCCCAUACUUCCGAUGAGGACAGUCAGUUCGCCGGGCAACAACAGGUCUACCGUGACAUUGGGGAGGAGAUGUUACUCCAUGCCUUUGAAGGAUACAAUGUGUGUAUUUUCGCCUAUGGACAGACUGGAGCUGGUAAAUCUUAUACCAUGAUGGGCAAACAGGAGCCAAACCAACAAGGAAUCAUACCCCAGCUUUGUGAAGAUCUCUUUUCACGGAUCAGUGACACGACAAAUGACAACAUGUCUUAUUCUGUGGAGGUCAGUUAUAUGGAGAUAUACUGUGAGCGUGUCAGAGACCUCUUAAAUCCAAAGAAUAAGGGGAAUCUUCGUGUCCGUGAGCACCCACUCCUAGGACCUUAUGUGGAAGACUUGUCAAAGUUGGCUGUCACCUCCUACCAAGACAUUCAAUAUCUAAUGGACUCAGGCAAUAAAGCCAGAACUGUUGCUGCCACAAACAUGAACGAGACAAGCAGUCGCUCCCAUGCUGUCUUUAACAUAAUCUUCACCCAACGUAGAAAUGAUGCUGACACCGAGACCAGCACAGAGAAGGUUAGCAAAAUUAGCCUUGUGGACCUUGCGGGAAGUGAGAGAGCAGAUUCCACAGGAGCCAAAGGGACAAGAUUGAAGGAAGGAGCAAACAUAAAUAAGUCUCUCACAACCUUGGGGAAGGUGAUUUCUGGACUUGCUGAAAUGGAUUCUGGUAACAAUAAGAACAAGAAAAAAAAGAAGACAGACUUUAUUCCAUAUCGAGAUUCUGUACUCACAUGGCUUCUAAGAGAGAACUUGGGUGGAAACUCUCGCACUGCUAUGGUUGCUGCUCUGAGUCCUGCAGAUAUUAACUAUGAUGAGACCCUUAGUACCCUGCGAUAUGCUGACCGUGCCAAACAGAUCCGAUGCAAUGCUGUUAUCAAUGAAGAUCCAAAUAAUCGUCUGAUCCGUGAACUUAAGGAUGAGGUGGCACGUCUGAGAGAGCUGCUGGGAGCCCAGGGGCUGUCUGACAUUAUUGACACAGUGAAUGCCCUAACGGGUAUGAGUCCUUCAUCCUCUAUGUCUGGUUUGUCCAGUCGAGCUGCAUCUGUCUGCAGCCUACAUGAACGCCUUGCAUUCACACCUGGAAGUGAAGAGGCUAUCGAGAGGCUCAAGGAAACUGAGAAAAUUAUUGCUGAGCUCAAUGAGACGUGGGAAGAGAAGCUGCGGCGCACAGAGGCUAUACGUAUGGACAGAGAGGCCUUACUGGCAGAGAUGGGGGUUGCCAUGAGAGAGGAUGGAGGAACACUUGGAGUGUUUUCACCUAAAAAGACUCCUCACCUUGUAAAUCUCAAUGAAGAUCCUCUGAUGUCGGAAUGUCUAUUAUACUACAUUAAAGAUGGAAUUACAAGAGUUGGACGUGUGGAUAUAGAGAGGAGACAGGACAUUGUCCUCAGUGGACAUUUUAUUCGUGAUGAGCACUGUAUUUUCCGGAGUGAUAUCAUGCCUUGCGGGUCAGUUGCAGUGACACUCGAGCCUUGUGAAGGGGCUUGCACAUACGUAAAUGGGAAGAAAGUGACAGAGCCGUGUGUGCUGAGAUCAGGUAACCGAAUCAUUAUGGGAAAGAGUCAUGUAUUUCGCUUUAACCACCCUGAACAAGCCCGACAAGAGAGGGAACGUACUCCAUGUGCAGAGACUCCCGUAGAACCUGUGGACUGGGCAUUUGCCCAGCGGGAGUUACUUGAGAAGCAAGGUAUUGACAUGAAGCAGGAGAUGGAACAAAGACUUCAGGAACUGGAAGAACAGUACAGAAAAGAACGGGAGGAAGCAAAUUACCUGCUGGAGCAGCAGAGAUUGGAUUAUGAAAGUCGUCUAGAAGCUCUGCAAAGACAGAUGGAUUCCAGAUAUUAUACCGAGGUCAAUGAGGAGGAGGAAGAACCUGAGGAUGAUGUUCAGUGGACGGAUCAGGAGUAUGAUUUGGCUCUGUGGGCUUUUCGAAAAUGGAAAUGGUACCAAUUCACAUCACUGCGUGACCAGCUCUGGGGCAACGCCAUCUUCCUGAAGGAGGCCAAUGCAAUCAGCGUGGAACUGAAAAAGAAGGUUCAGUUCCAAUUUGUGCUGCUGACAGAUACUCUGUAUUCACCACUACCACCCGACCUGUUGCCUCCUGAUGCCCACUCAGAACGUGAGAAACGUCCCUUCCCAAAAACCAUUGUGGCAGUGGAAGUUCAAGACCAGAAGAAUGGUGCAACUCACUACUGGACCCUGGAAAAACUAAGGCAACGACUGGACAUGAUGCGUGAGAUGUAUGACCGUGCAGCUGAGCUUCCAUCUGGUCUGACUGAUGACUGUGAUAAUGUGGUGACCGGAGGAGAUCCAUUUUAUGAUCGGUUCCCUUGGUUCCGUUUAGUGGGCAGCUCUCCCUUAUUCACCACAUGCAUGAGUGACAGCAUGGCCGAAAUAACCCCCUCCCCCACCCUCUCAAGCCCUGGCUCCGAGGGCCCUGAGUCAGCCUCCCAGCUUGAAGAGGAGGAGGGUUUGGAGUAUGAGGAGGAAGAGGAAGACGGAUCCAAGGAGUAUCACUGCUGUGCUGUCAGAUCCGACCCGUUUCACGACCGCUCCCCUCUGUUCAGUGUAGUGGGAAGGGCCUUUGUCUACCUGAGCAACUUGCUGUACUCUGUGCCUCUGGUUCAUCGAGUCGCUAUUGUCAGUGAAAAAGGAGAGGUGAAAGGAUUCCUUCGAGUUGCUGUUCAGGCCAUUUCCGCGGAUGAGGAAGCUCCCGACUAUGGCUCUGGAGUUCGGCAGUGUGGAACAGCCAAAAUCUCAUUUGAUGAUCAACAUUUCCAAAAGUUCCAGGCCGAGUCCUGUACUGGAAUGACUCGCUCAGGCACAUCUCAGGAGGAGCUGAGAAUAGUGGAAGGGGGACAAGGUCAAAACCCAGAUUCUGGUCCAAGUGCAGAUGAGGUCAACAACAAUACUUGUGCAGCUUAUCAUCAGGCUGCUCUCCUUGACAGCCCAAUAAAAGCUUCCCUUGACCUGACAGAUGGAGGCGGGCACCCUCUAAAACUGGGCUCCAUCUUUACAUUCAGAGUGACCGUCCUGCAAGCAUCUAGCAUCCCUCCGGAAUAUGCUGACAUAUUUUGCCAGUUCAACUUCAUCCACCGCCAUGAUGAGGCAUUUUCUACUGAACCUUUAAAGAACACUGGUCGUGGACCACCACGUUUCUACCAUGUUCAAAAUAUUGCAGUGGAGGUUACACAGUCCUUUGUGGAGUAUGUGAAGACUCAGCCCAUAGUAUUUGAGGUGUUUGGACAUUACCAGCAACACCCAUUCCCUCCAUUGUGCAAAGAUGUGCUGAGCCCCCUGCGUUCCUCCAGACGUCUCCUUCCCAGGGUCAUGCCAUUGUCCAAACCAGUUCCAGCCACAAAGUUAACAAGGCAGUGUGUUCCCAGUACUGGUCAGUGCCACUGCAAGUAUGACUUGAUGGCGUUCUAAAUCUGUGAGCUGGAAGCAAAUGGAGACUACAUACCUGUGGCAGUAGAUCAUGGCACUGGUUUACCCUGUCAUGGCACCUUCCUUCUCCAUCAGGGCAUUCAAAGACGCAUAUCCAUCACUCUUGUUCAUGAAGCGGGGGCAGAGCUGAAAUGGCUGGAGGUGCGGGAACUUGUAGUUGGAAGGAUCCGGAAUACACCAGAGGCCGACGAGUCUCUAAUUGACCCCAACAUCUUGUCCUUGAACGAUUCUAUCUGCAGGAUAUCGUCCUCCAGAAGGGGGGGUGACAGGCAGUUUCUUGACUCUGACACACCUAGGACAUUUUAUAACUUUGAAGUAGCAUGGGACAGUUCUAUGCACAACUCCCUCCUGCUGAACCGUGUGACUCCAUACAGAGAAAAGAUCUACAUGACAUUAUCUGCUUAUGUUGAGUAAGACAUGGAGAACUGUACGCAACCUGCUGUCAUCACCAAAGACUUCUGCAUGGUCUUUUAUUCCCGGGAUGCCAAACUGCCUGCAUGUCGUUCUAUUCGUAACCUAUUUGGUACAGGCAGUCUCCGUGCUUCUGAGAGUAACCGCAUAGCUGGAGGUAUAUGAGCUCAGGCCUUUGCCGGGGUUGCAGAAGCCAGCAGUCCAGGGAUGCAGAGAAGACGCAGACGUGUACUAGAUACUUCUUUGGCCUUGCGAGGAGAAGAGAACCUUCCAGGCUGGAGACCCGAAGGUGACAGCUUGAUUCUUGAUCAUCAGUGGGAACUGGAGAAACUCAGCCUACUUCAGGAGGGUAUUUUCCUACAUCUUGUUGAGAGGACUCGACAUUACCUAUUGCUACGUGAGAAACUGGAAGCCACACUCAGGGGAGCAGCUGACACCUUUACUCCUUCUCCUACUGAUGAGAUGCUUCCUCUCAGCCCCACAUGUCAGCUGUUGCAGGCCCAAGACGAAGGCUCACCAAAAGUGGAGGCAAAUCCUCUGGAAAUGGCUAGUGAAAGACAAAAAGAGCUGGCUGCCAAGUGUCUCCGUCUUCUUACCCAUACUUUCAACAGAGAAUACACUUAUAGUCAUGUGUGUGUAAGCGCCAGUGAAAGCAAGCUGUCUGAGAUGUCAGUGACACUCCUACGUGACCCCUCUCUUUCUGGCCUGGGGGUCUCAACUCUUACACCCUCUAGUACCUGUCCCUCCCUGGUAGAAGGAAGAUACUGCAGCCCAGAGGCCAGCCCCCAACCACUCUCCCGUGCAUUUAGCCCAGAGAGGGAUCCUCCAAGCCCUCCAGGAGACCUGCAAAAGUCACCUACUGGUGGACUGAAGACUCCUCUUAGCUUGUUUAUUCCUGACAUACAAGAAAUACGGGUCAGCCCUAUUGUCUCUAAGAAGGGGUACCUGCACUUUCUUGAACCCCAUACAGGGGGCUGGGUUAAGAGGUAUGUGGUGGUUAGACGUCCAUAUGUCUACAUCUACAACAGUGAUCGGGAUCCAGUGGAGAGAGCCAUUUUGAACCUCUCACAGGCCCAGGUGGAGUACAGUGAGGAUCAACAGGCCAUGCUGAAGACUCCCAAUACCUUUGCUGUAUGCACACAACACCGCGGCAUUCUGCUGCAGGCCACCAAUGAUAAGGACAUGCAUGAUUGGCUCUACGCCUUUAACCCACUUCUGGCUGGCUCCAUUCGGUCCAAACUGUCUCGACGCAGGACAGCCCAAAUGAGAAUUUAACGGGAUACCCUCACUCUUCUCUAUUUUUAUCAACUUGUUAAACCAUUAAUUCAUUCCUCCCAUAACCCGCACAUUACCACAACCCCUAUCCUCUAUACCCUGUGCUCACUUCUGCUCCCACUCAUUCCCUAGGGAAGUAUCUUCAGACUGUCCAGCUAUUGCUGAAAAAUAUCUCGUCAUCCUUGGAGUUAUCUCAAGAUAAGCUUUAGAUCUGGUGAAUCUAAAGCUGCCCACAACCGGUUUAGGGAAUCUUGAUGUGCUGCACUCCUAACUCUCUCUAUUUUCUCUAUCUUUCUUAACUUUACUAUGUGAGCAGGGUGCAAUUUGGUUUGAUGUUUAUAUUCAGGAAGGUCUUAGGUGAUUUAUAGGGGUGGUUCUGGCAUUUAUAUUAAUGCCCUAUCGUCAGGAUGGGUCAUCAAUAUCUGAUCAGCUGUUUGAAGAGGAGGUGGCAGCGCUACAUGUGAGCGCCACUUCCUCGUCAGUACAUUACGCGUUGUCUCCUGUGGAGUGGCGGUGUAGUGUAAUUACAAGUAGUCACUCCAUUCAAGUGAAUGGAGUGAGUACUUGUCAUUACGCUGCACUUCCGAGCAGCGCUCACAUGGAGUGCCACCUCUUCUUCAAACAGCUGAUCGGUGGGGGUGCCAGUUGUUGGACCCCCCGGCGAUCAGAUAUUGAUGACCUAUCCUGAUGAUAGGCCAUCAAUAUAUAUGGUAGAACAACCCCUUUAGGCAGUGAUUGUCUGGUUUCAAUAGUCAUAAUUUAUAGACUCUAAACUAGUUUUAAAGUAGUUGUUCAGGAUUUUACUAAUGAUGGCCCAUCCUUAGCAAAGGCCAUCAAUAUCUAAUCGUCGUGGCCCUGACACUGAUCUGCUGUUCCUCCUCAGCUAGUUAGUGCAGCGCUGCUCUCAUUGAAGUGAAUGUUGCAGUAACAAACUCCAUCGCACAGCACAAUGGACGCAGUUUCGACUUAUGACAACUACUCAAAAACAGUUUAAUGGCAAGGGUGGCAGACCCAACCGAUCUGAUAUUAAUGGCUUUUCCUGAGGAUAGACCAUCAAUUAUAAUAUCCUGGACAGCCCCUUUAAGGUAGUCACCUGAAUAAUAGAGAAAGAGCAAGCCUGGACAAUAAAAGAGAUUAUCUGCAAUUUUUUAAAAAAAUUUUAAUGGUCCCCCCUCUUCAUGUGAUUAAGCACUUUAAUAGUAAAAUGUUGAAAACAGUGAAAUGUUGAAAAUAUUCCUACUGGCCAGAACUGCGCUACCCGGUGUAAUCAGGCUGCAGGCACUUCAUGGAUCACAUGCUGUACAUUUGGCAUGUGAUCCUAGCCCGGUAACAACCCACAAUGUAUGCGGAUUGUGUCUGCGCAGUCAGGCAGCCUCAGGCACUGACUGCUCACCGCACCCGGGGGUGCCUGACUGCGCAGGCACAACCCAUUUACACAGCCGGGCUACGAUGACAUACCAAAUGUACGGCACGGGAUCUAGGAAGUGCCUGCAACCUAGUUACACCUGGGAGCGCAGGAAGCGCGGCGCUGUCCUAGUAGAAAUAUUUUCAACAUUAUCACUGCUAAAGGGGGCAUUAAAAAAAUAUUUAAAAAAUUGCAGAUAACCCCUUUAACAAACAGAAUUCCACCAUCAACACUAGCCAAUAUAAUAAUGGCAAUGCAAUGUUAUACGUAGUUCAAUAUUUAGAAGUCCUUAAAAUCAAGGGGGCUCUGUGCCCUCUUUAAGCCAGUAGCACCCAUGUCACCUACACAAAGAUAUGGCAGGUGAUUCCUACACUAGAUAUUCACGAGUCUAUGGCUUAUCAAGUCUGGAGACUGAGGAUUCAAAGUGCAUUAUGGAUAAAUAUUGAUAAGCUCCUGAUCCAUGAAAAUUCAUCUUUCAUAAUCACAGUGUACCAUGACUGUAGGUGAAGCAUACACAUGGGUGUGCGUCUGCCCACUGCACUGUAUAUACUUCUGUGUAACACAUAAGCCCCUUGUUCUCACACUCCUACACUUCUUCAGACAUAAUAUGAGACAUCAUAUUGUUUUCUAUUGGAUCUAAGUGGAGGCAAGCUAACAGGGUUAACCUAACCGAUCAAUCCUGUAAAACACAAGAGGCACAAGAAAUUGAGCAUUUAGAGAACUUUUAGCUCCAUAAUGAAAUGUUGGCAAAUAUAUUACAAUGCUAUGUUGUGCUAGAAAAUAAUGAUGCAUUUGCUGUAUGUAUGUGCUAAGCUGAACAUCUGUAAUUAAUAUACAUUGAGGGGCUUAUGACAGCCGAUAUUAUCCUUUUGCGCAAAAAGAUUACAGGACAUUAUGUUCUUGGAUUUUACUGUAUAUUGUAGCAAGCCGAGUAUCUCAUUGGUGAUAUUCUUCCAUGGACACGUCAGUAAUUCUCCAGAUUUACCUAAAUUUAAGAAAACAUUUAGAUGACAUGAAUUCACUAUUGCCUCUAACAUUACAGUCUAUGGAUUUUCAAGUUUAAAUCUUAUGAUGAUGAUCCAGAAAACAAAAUGCAUCAAUAUCUUAAGGCAGUCCAAAGAUGCACUUAUAAGCCAAAGAAAGGUAAAAACAGAGUUAUGUUCAAGGGUUUUCCCAUUUUUAUGCACUUUAAGUCUAAAUUCAUAAGAAGCAGUGUCUUAUACCACCUGUGCUCUUAAAUGUGAGGGCACAGGGGAGCACCACCAAUGAGGCCAGGUGAGGCAAUCGCCUCAGGCAGCACCAGCUAGGGGCAAGAGGGGAGGCAUUCAAAGGGCCAUGGGAUGAAGGGAAGGGGUUAGGUUAAGAAAUUGGCAUGGGGGGGUGGGGGGCGCUGUAUCAGUUUACGCCUCAGGCAGCAGAAAGGCUAGGUGCACCCCUGUGAGGGCAGUAAAUGCAAACCCUCUGCUUCCUCACCCCAGGAAGAUGUACAGGAGAUAGGUAGAAGCUUGAGAAAAACCAAGUAUUGUCCAGUUGAUAGGUCAAUGAUGGUGAGUUUUCUGUCAGUCUUGAUCGGAUGUUAGCUUUGUUAUAGAGCAUGCUUUUUGGGAUACCACUGUACAAGCUGAGAGGAUUUUAUACCAUCUCAGGGUCAACCAGCCUUAGAGACUAUGAAGUCCGAUCAUCGCAGACAAUGUAUAUCUUAGGCCAGCAAACCUAUAGAGUAUACAGUCCAAGAUGCAUGAAAUCUUGCCAUAGCUUAUCUCCUAACAAGAAUGACAACAAAUGCAUUUUUCGGGGGAGAGAGUUAGCAACCCGGGAAUGUAUUUAUAUUCUCCAUAUCUUUCACUUAUUGCAGAGAAAAGAUAUACACUAUGUGAACUGGGUUCAAUAAUACUAGAAGUGAGUAGGCUCCAUAACAAAGAUUGGUGUUAUCUUCUGACGCUGGUUAACACAUGGGAUAGAAAGACUAGUUUCUUGUUUGCUCCAAACCUCUUUCCACAAUCCUUGGGUUAAUUCCCCAUACUUGAUGAUGUUUUAGGGCUUGUGGAGGAAUCCCUGCACAGGUUCUCACCACCCACUAAGAGAUCACGCAGCUGCAUGGUUAGGCUCUGUGGUUCGCACCCUCUUCCAGUGAUAUAGUUGUCUUUGAAUCAAUACUCUUUCACUAAAUGACAUGGAACAAUCCCAUGAAGUUUCUAAAACCCUUGUCCGCAUUCAUGUAAAGUGCAGCCUUCUGGAAUCAAGAAGAAUUGUCCUAAAAUGUGGUCAGUGUUACUACAACGAAUGACUACCAUACAUGCACUAUUGCUUUGCUACUUGGGUGAGAAUCUUGUUGUUUUCCAACUAAACAAUGACUGUCUUGUAUAAUCUGUAAAUGUCAUGUUGAUGAUAGGUGGGUGUCCACCUUGUAGGAUACAGAACUGUGUAUGUUGUAAUGGUUAUAGUAAGCUAUCAGCAAUUAGAUAUGUGUUCCAGUCAGGCCAUCAAGGAAAUAAUUCACUGUACAUGUUUCUACAGAAGUUUGUCGGCAAAAUAAAUUCAUGUGAAAAAUGAUCUGUCUAAC
This is a messenger RNA of Bufo bufo (common toad), 9305 nucleotides long. It is a transcript of the gene KIF1A, whose product is annotated as kinesin family member 1A. Gene Ontology annotation, molecular function: microtubule binding; ATP binding; microtubule motor activity. The record is from RefSeq and is a predicted model, not a curated record. NCBI's taxonomy places the organism in Eukaryota, Metazoa, Chordata, Amphibia, Anura, Bufonidae. Gene Ontology annotation, biological process: microtubule-based movement.